This is a messenger RNA of Salvia miltiorrhiza (redroot sage), 2238 nucleotides long. RefSeq lists its product as uncharacterized. Lineage: Eukaryota; Viridiplantae; Streptophyta; Magnoliopsida; Lamiales; Lamiaceae. Bases 1 to 2238 code for a protein of 745 amino acids. The record is from RefSeq and is a predicted model, not a curated record. Gene Ontology annotation, molecular function: RNA-DNA hybrid ribonuclease activity; nucleic acid binding. Gene Ontology annotation, biological process: DNA integration. The transcript is spliced from 2 exons.
AUGACCUCUUCCUUUCCGGUUUUUUCUUGCCUGUUUCACUCUCUUGGUUGGGCUGGGAACUCGGGGGGGCACUGGUUUGAGAUUGUUCUGGUUGUUGACCUAGCCCCUUUUGUCCUGUGGUCCUUGAGUUGGUUUGGUGCUAAGGUUUUGGUCGCUUAUUCUAGGCAAACCUUACUCGCCGUGAUUUGUCCGGUUGAUGCUAGCAGGAGUGUCUUCAUUGCAAUAGACUUAAUAUCUUCUCUUGUUUAUUUGUUGACGUAUGCUGAUGGUCUCUGCUCCUCUGAUGGUUCCUUCAUUAUGAGCAUGGGAAACCGCGCGGGAAGUCUUUUGGUCACCCCCAAUUGUUACAAUCCCGUGAAGAUGACCUUUAAAGCUUGUCUGGUUAUUGUGAAGUUUGAAAAUUGGGUCUUAUGCCCGCCAUUACUCGCAAAACCAAAGAAUCACGAGACUUUGUUGGUGUAUCUGGCCGUCUCUGAUACAGCCGUCAGCGCCUUGUUGGUCAGAGAGGAAGAGGGAAAGCAGUCACCAAUCUACUAUGUGAGCAAGUCACUACUUGAUGCAGAGACCCGAUACAGCCAGCUAGAGAAGCUGGCCCUCGCACUGGUCCAUACAGCAAGAAAGUUACGUCCGUACUUCCAAUGCCAUCCAAUCGUAGUCGCCACUACGUACCCCUUAAAGGCCAUACUGCAUAAGCCAGAACUAUCCAAUCGAAUGAGAAAGUGGGUGGUGGAGUUGAGUGAAUACGACAUCACAUUCAAGCCACGGACCGCACUUAAAUCUCAGGUAUUAGCCGAUUUCGUUGUUGACUUUGCACCUAACCUUACUAUACAGGCCGACAAAGAGUUAUGCUGUCUGACGGAAGAACCCGAUCAAACUGGAAUUUGGAAACUAUAUGUUGAUGGAUCCAGCAACGUACGAGGAAGUGGGCUUGGAGUCGUCCUUUCAUCACCACGAGGAGACAACAUCGAGCGAUCAAUCCGAUGUGAUUUCAAAACAACCAACAAUGAGGCUGAGUAUGAAGCCAUGAUAGCCGGACUCGGACUAGCUAAGGAAAUUGGGAUAAAACGCAUUAACGUAUUUAGUGACUCUCAACUUGUAGUUAACCAGAUGCAGGGUACAUUUCAAGCCAAAGAUACGAAAAUGACGGCUUACCUGGGCAAGACGAAAGAGCUCCAAUCGUGCUUUGAAGAAUUCACCAUCAACCAAGUGCCGAGGGGGGAGAAUGGUCAUGCUGAUGCUUUGGCCAACCUUGGGUCAGCAAUUCAGACCGCACAACCUAAAACCGUAACGAUCACUUGUCUUCAAUAUCCAGCAAUCCAAAAAGGCGAGGCCGAAGAACAGGUGACCGAAGUAUCAGUCGAACGAACAUGGAUUACCCCCAUAAUGGAAUAUCUCGAGAGAGAUAUACUCCCGGAUGAUCGGAACGAAGCACGUCGGCUCAAAGCUCAAGCAGCACGGUUCUGCAUCAUUCGAGGUAAAUUGUACAAACGUUCAUUUACCGGUCCAUAUUUGAAAUGCAUUAACCCUGCAGAAGCAAGAUACGCCUUGUCCGAAUUACACGAAGGUGAAUGUGGCAACCACUCGGGAAGAAGAAGCCUCGCACACCGCGCCCUAACCAACGGUUACUACUGGCCCAAAAUGAAGGGAGAUGCAGCUGGUUACGCCAGAAAAUGCGACAAGUGCCAACGAUUCGCCCAAAUAUCACAUCUGCCCCCGGAACCCCUGACUGCUAUCACUUCGCCAUGGCCAUUCAUGAAAUGGGGGAUGGACAUUGUAGGCAAACUGCCCAUUGCGCCUGGACAGAAGGUAUACAUGUUGGCAGUGACCGAUUAUUUUAGCAAAUGGAUAGAAGCAGAGUCUUUCCACCAAGUUCGUGACAAAGAAGUCAAGGGGUUCAUAUGGAAGAACGUGAUCUGCCGGUAUGGGGUGCCCAAGGAGAUCGUCACGGACAACGGGUCCCAAUUUAUAAGCGCAGACUUUCAAGAUUUUUGCAGGUUUUGGAACAUCAAGCUAAGCUUUUCAACGCCAAUGUACCCCCAAGCCAACGGGCAAGCGGAAUCUUCCAACAAAACCAUCAUGAACACCUUGAAGAAACGACUAGAGAAGGCCAAGGGAAGGUGGGCAGAUGAAUUGCCCGGCGUACUAUGGUCGUACCGAACAACCACAAGAACAUCAACAGGGGAAACACCAUUCUCCCUUGCUUACGGGGUGAGAGGCAGUAAUCCCAACGGAAAGUGA